AUGGGACAAAAAAGCGCAAAGAGUACGAAAAAAGAUCUAACGCAAUUGACUGAUGAAGAAGUUGACAGAUUAACGAACAACACAACUUAUUCUCGUCAACAAAUACAGGAUUGGCAUCAAGGAUUUCUUCAAGAUUGUCCGAACGGAAAGCUGGACAAGAAAAAAUUUCUUGAAGUUUAUAAAAAAUUUUAUCCUGAAGGAAAAGCUGAAAAGUUUUGUACACAAGUUUUCAAGACAUUCGAUAGCGAUGACAAUGGUUAUAUCGAUUUUUUUGAAUUUUUAAUUGCCGUGAAUAUUACUAGUAAUGGAAAUGUCCGAGAAAAACUUCGACUUGCUUUUGAUAUGUACGAUAUGAAUAAAAACGGCGUGGUGAGUAUAAUUUAA
Molecule: messenger RNA, 384 nt
Organism: Didymodactylos carnosus
Lineage: Eukaryota; Metazoa; Rotifera; Eurotatoria; Philodinida; Philodinidae
Source: the annotation of a GenBank genome assembly